AGGAUGAAACCGGAGUUUACAAGAAUUUACUUCAGGAGACAGCUCACAGAGCUGGGUUAAAUCUUCCUGCCUAUACAACUGUUAGAGCUGGACCUGGUCGUGUACCUGUUUUCUCAUGCACGGUUGAGCUCGCAGGACUCAGCUUUUCAGGGGAACCUGCUAAGACCAAGAGACAGGCUCAGAAAAAUGCAGCCAUGGCUGCUUGGUCUGUCCUGAAACAAUUGGCACGGCGCAGCUCAUCUUCUUCAACUUCGCCUUCCAUUCCUUCCUCGGAGUCUGAAGGCUGUGAGGAACAGGAACAAGUUGUUAUUGCUCGUGUUCUUGCUCGUUUACAACCACUGGAAUCCAAUAACUCUAAACAAAACUACCAACAGAGAUCUAUUCGUACAUGCAGGCAACCAAAUCCAGCAGGAUCAAGCUUAUACCCUGAAUGUUGUGCUUACACAAGUUUCCCCUCUGAAAGGACAAUGUAUCCAUUAUGGCAACAAGCACAGUUGUUACAACUGCAAAAUCACCUGCUAUCAUUGCCAAAUCCAUCAGGUGCUCUACUCAAUCCUCAUGUUCUUCCGUUUAUGCAGCCUAUUUUCCAGCCCAACUACCUAUAUUUUGUGGCAAGGGAGCAAGAGUUUAAUCCUUUGGGACCUGGAGCUACAAUUGCUUCCCCAACUAGGUCCAUGGUGACCCUUCAGGAGAUACAUGAGGAGAAAACAGAAGGGUCAUCUUGUCCAUCUGAAGUUCUUGAUUCCCCUAUUCUUGGUGAUUGUAAGAUGGAAUCCAUAAUCCAGGAACCAGAUUGGGAGGAUGAACAGAAAGGUGGUGGGUUAGGAGCCAAAAUUGGAGAUUCUGGUGAACUAGAUAGGAACCUAACAGGACACUUUGAAUGGGUGGCUCCUAAGAGCACGGAGUCUAGAUUUCACCCUGUUGAGUUCCAACCAGUAAACCCAUAUGGUUGUCACUCUCGUCAAUCUAUCCCUAGACCCCAUCAUUCUCCAAGCCCAAGUUGUCAAAGAAUUUCUGAAUCACCUUCAUCUGCACCAGCUCCUUUGAGGCUCAGAACUACAGGCUCUCCCAGACAUUGUAUGCCAACUAUACCGACAAUGAAAACUGGAAUUCCUCCAUAUUCUGCUACGCCAAGUAUUGUAUCCAGAGGCCCUUCUCCUUUUAUGGCUCCCGCUGUUCAAAUCAGAUCAGUUGUACCAGUCUGUUCUGCUCCACCUGCAACAAAGAUGUCAAGUUCCGGCCAGGAUGUAUAAUCAUCCAAUUUGGUCACUGAAAAAACCGAACAACAAGACCUGCCAGUAGCAAGUUCAGAACUUAGCUGGCUUCAAAUCGGAGCUGCACAUCAAUAUUGAGUAAUGCAGCCUCUUGAUUUAUACUUGUGUUUUCCCUUGUUGCAUUUGAAUAGUUUUUGUUUUGAAAUUAUCGCUUAAGAGCUGCCGAUAGUUCAGAAUAAUUACCAUAGCAUGUUCCUCAAUAUAUUUUGGAAAUAGAGAAAUGUAGAAUACUAUUUAUGGUCAAAAAAAUAAUACAGCAAAUAAUUGAA
Ilex paraguariensis (yerba mate) is the source of this 1543-nucleotide messenger RNA. NCBI's taxonomy places the organism in Eukaryota, Viridiplantae, Streptophyta, Magnoliopsida, Aquifoliales, Aquifoliaceae. The record is from the annotation of a GenBank genome assembly.